Messenger RNA from Pteronotus mesoamericanus, 3207 nucleotides. It is a transcript of the gene FBXW5, whose product is annotated as F-box and WD repeat domain containing 5. Lineage: Eukaryota; Metazoa; Chordata; Mammalia; Chiroptera; Mormoopidae. The record is from RefSeq and is a predicted model, not a curated record. Gene Ontology annotation, biological process: protein ubiquitination. The transcript has 9 exons. Gene Ontology annotation, molecular function: protein binding. The coding region runs from base 282 to 1979 and encodes 565 amino acids. Gene Ontology annotation, cellular component: Cul4-RING E3 ubiquitin ligase complex; SCF ubiquitin ligase complex.
UGGUACCGCUGGCGGCGCCCGGGGCGGGCGGGCUGUCCCCAAGCCCCCUGGGAAGGAAGUCUGUGUCUCAGGCUGGCAGCCUCGAAGCCUUGGGACGGCGAGGUCAAAGUGACAGGAGGGCGCCGCGAACCCUUCGUUUCUCGGCCUUUGGAGCGGUCGCCCUGGCACCCAGAUAUCUCCUUGGGAUUACUUGAGGGGGAGGUCAGAGGGCCCCACCUGAAGGCCUGCCCCCAAGGCCCCCAAUCUUUUGGGGUGAAGGGCCGUCUGGGCAGAAUGUCACCAUGGAUGAGGGGGGCACGCCCCUGCUCCCCGACAGCCUGGUCUACCAGAUCUUCCUGAGCUUGGGCCCGGCGGACGUGCUGGCCGCCGGGCUGGUGUGCCGCCAGUGGCAGGCCGUGUCCCGAGACGAGUUCCUGUGGAGGGAGCAGUUCUAUCGCUACUACCAGGUGGCCCGCGACGUGCCCCGGCACCCAGCGGCCACAUCCUGGUACGAGGAGUUCCGGCGGCUCUACGACACCGUGCCCUGCGUGGAGGUGCAGACGCUCCGGGAGCACACUGACCAGGUGCUGCACCUCAGCUUCUCCCACUCGGGCUACCAGUUUGCUUCCUGCUCCAAGGACUGCACCGUGAAGAUCUGGAACAACGACCUGACCAUCUCGCUGCUGCACAGCGCGGACAUGCGGCCCUACAACUGGAGCUACACCCAGUUCUCCCAGUUCAACCAGGACGACUCGCUGCUGCUGGCCUCGGGCGUGUUCCUGGGGCCCCACAAUGCCUCCUCCGGCGAGAUUGCCGUCAUCAGCCUGGACAACUUCACGCUGCUGUCCCGUGUGCGCAACAAGCCUUACGACGUCUUCGGCUGCUGGCUCACGGAGACCAGCCUGAUCUCGGGGAACCUGCACCGCAUCGGAGACAUUACCUCCUGCUCGGUGCUCUGGCUCAACAACGCCUUCCAGGACAUUGAGUCUGAGAACGUCAACGUGGUAAAGAGGCUCUUCAAAAUCCAGAACCUCAACGCCAGCACCAUCCGCACCGUGAUGGUGGCCGACUGCAGUCGCUUCGACAGCCCCGACCUCCUCCUGGACGCCAGCACACCCCCCAGCCGCGUCUUCGACCUGGGAGGGGACGGUGACACCGAGGACGAAGAUGAGGCAGCCAGCCCGGCGCCCGUGCGGGCCAAGGACGGCCUGCGGCGCCUCCUGGAUGGGCUGCUAGACGCGCGGACACAGCCGCAGCUGGCGGAGCGUGCGCUGGAGACCAAGGUGGCGGAGCUGCUGGCCCAGGGCCGCACCAAGCCCCCGGAGCGCAGCGCAGCCAGUGCCCUGAACAAGCUCCUCAUCUUCACCACGGGCUGUCUCACCUACUCGCCGCACCAGAUCGGCAUCAAGCACAUCCUGCCGCACCAGAUGACCACGGCCGGGCCGGUGCUGGGCGAGGGGCGGGGCUCCGACGCCUUCUUCGAUGCCCUGGACCACGUGAUCGACGUGCGCGGACACAUCAUCGGCAUGGGCCUGUCUCCCGACAACAGGUACCUGUAUGUGAACAGCCGCGCCUGGCCCAGUGGCUCUGUGGUGGCCGACCCCAUGCAGCCGCCGCCCAUCGCUGAGGAGAUCGACCUGCUGGUGUUCGACCUCAAGACCAUGCGGGAGGUGAAGCGGGCCCUGCGUGCGCACCGCGCCUACACGCCCAACGACGAGUGCUUCUUCAUCUUCCUGGACGUGAGCAAGGACUUUGUGGCCAGUGGCGCCGAGGACCGGCACGGCUACAUCUGGGACCGCCACUACAACAUCUGCCUGGCCAAGCUGCGGCACCAGGACGUGGUCAACUCGGUGGUCUUCAGCCCUCAGGAGCAGGAGCUGCUGCUGACGGCCAGCGACGACGCCACCAUCAAAGCCUGGCGCUCGCCCCGCACUGUGCGCAUCCACCGGGCCCCGCGCCCACGCAGCUUCUUCUCCUGGUUUGCCAGCCCGAGGCGCUGAGGGCCACGGGCCGACAGGAGUGCCCCGCGUGUCCUCCGGCUGCUGGGACCCAUUGAGGACGCAGUAGAGGCUGUGGCUGUUCCCCAUGGCUGAGCUGCUGCCCAGACUGCGUGGGGGGCGGAGAAGCUCGCAGCAGUAACGCCUCAGGAAGGGGGUCUGGCGGGGAGUGGGCGGCCUGACCCCCACCACGCUCACACACGCUCGCCACCUCCCACAGCCUUGAUGCUUAGCACUGGGGUGCCUGGGUAGCCUCCUGGCUGAUGUGGGGUGCACAGGACACUGGGAACCCCAUCUUCACUCACCCCUCUCCCCGGGCCUGGGCCCUGGGACGUCAGCACACCUCCCCUGGCUGGCCCUCUGGGCCCCUGGGUGGCGUCCCUGGUCCGACCUCAUCUGGGAGCCCCAGGCUCCCCCGUGGCCGGUGGUGUGGGUCUGCUGUAGGCCUGGGUGAGCUGCAUGUCACUAGUCACCUGUUCAGGACCCGAAUAAACAGUUGGCAAUAGCAUGCCGCCGUCCAGUCUGUGUGAGCUAGUGCGGACGCGCAGCCCCCAGCAAGACACUGAUGCGAGUCCAGCGGCCUUGAAGGCCAAGGGCAGGGCGCCUGAGGCUGCGGGCUGGCCCAGCGCCCGGGGAGGCCGCCCGCGCUGCUGGUCAACGGUGCAGGGAACCAUUCACAGGGCGUCUGGUCAGAUGAAACUCCCAGACGUCAGGGGUGGGGGCCGGAGGACCUGCCGGUCCGAGCGUGCGCAGGAGGACCGGCUGCCCCUUGCGCCGCGCUCGCUCACUGCAGCCAGGCAGGAGCCAAGGAACGAUACCGUCCCUGUUCACAGGUGACGUAACGUUUAGGGAUAAAAUCCCCCAUGAUGUAUGAAAACCUCCAAUAACCUCCUAGAAGCAGAAAGUGCACUUAGGAAGCUUAUAGGCUGCAAGGGUAAUGCAGAAAUGAACCAGGCCUCUCUAAACGCUAGGAACAUACGCCUGGAAACCAAAAUCUAAAAGCCAAGGCCUUCUGCAUUGGCUGGAAAGAGAAACGCUCAGGUACAAGCCUCACAAAACACGCACGGGCGUGGACGCAGAAUUCUGCCACGUGGUCCCAGCCCGGGGCCUGCGCAGAGGCCCCUCCCCGCGGGGCUUGGGGUUCCAGGAGACACAGUCAGGGCAACUGUGAACACCUCUGUACCCACCAAGGAGCAAACACCGCUCAGACAACAGUGAAAAGGACGGAGCU